Molecule: messenger RNA, 845 nt
Organism: Vanessa atalanta (red admiral)
Lineage: Eukaryota; Metazoa; Arthropoda; Insecta; Lepidoptera; Nymphalidae
Exons: 2
Coding region: 95-691 (198 amino acids)
Biological process (GO): regulation of transcription by RNA polymerase II
Cellular component (GO): nucleus; transcription regulator complex
Molecular function (GO): DNA binding
Source: RefSeq, a predicted model, not a curated record
GCAUCUAUUUCCACAACCAGUCGGCCACCAGUCGCGAUAUUGGACGCGUUAAAACGUUUUAUAAUUCGCGAAACAAAUAUUUUUUUACUGAAAUAUGGAUAAUUUCGAUACGGAAAGAUUUAUAGAAGAAAUAGAAAACAGACCACCUCUAUGGGAUAAUACUUUAGAAGAAUAUUCUAAGAGAGAACUGAAAAAGCAAUGUUGGGAUGACAUUGUUGAUAUAUUCGGCGGCAAGUCCUUGACAGCUACGGAGCGGAGAAAUGCCGAAAUAACGCUACAAAAAAAAUGGAAAGGUAUUCGAGGCUGUUUCACACGUGAGCUCAAAAGACAGGAGAAGCUAAAGGCUGGAGAUUUUCCAGGGCCAAGGAAGUCUGAAUACACGCAUUUUCAACAACUACAAUUUCUUCGUAAAGUCGUUAUAUCAAGAGACUCCGAUGAAGCGCCAGACUAUAUUUACUACGAAGUCCCAGAUUUUACAGACAUUAAGAAAGAAGAUGACGACGAUGACCCUUUGCAAGAGGACAGGUACAGACGAGCAAAAAAAGCGAAGUACGAAGACGAUGAUGAAGACAAAUUAUUUCUCUUGUCGAUGCUAAGUACGUUGCAGAGUAUACCUGUGUCUAAGAAGAUAACUACUAAAAUCAAACUGUUGACUGUUCUAGAAGAAGCGACGAGAAACACAGACGAUUAGGAAUGUUUAGGACAACGCAACGAGUUCCGAUUUCCUAAUCCCGAGUUCCUUCAAUUACAGUGGAUGUUUUGAAUACGGAACUGACGGGGACGUGGUCUCACUCGCACAACUGCAUGGGAUAUUAUGAUGCCUCUGAUGACGAGACGGACUGAAG